Molecule: messenger RNA, 723 nt
Organism: Westerdykella ornata
Lineage: Eukaryota; Fungi; Ascomycota; Dothideomycetes; Pleosporales; Sporormiaceae
Product: Isochorismatase hydrolase
Exons: 4
Coding region: 1-723 (240 amino acids)
Source: RefSeq, a predicted model, not a curated record
AUGAAGUUCCUUUCAAGCAUUGCCCUUGUGGCCGCCGGCCUCUCCAAUGCCGUUUGCGGAGAUGCUGUUCCAUGGGAGCGUCUGGACAAGAACAAUUCCGUCCUCAUUGUUCUUGAUCUCCAAGUUGGUCUCUAUCACACGGCUCGAGAUUGGGAUCCGACGCUGUACCGGGAGAACAUUCUCGCCCAUGCAGCGCUGGGCAAGCUGUUCAACCUGCCGACCAUUCUGUCCACCUCGGCGGAAACUGGGCCGAAUGGCCCGUUGCCUAAAGAAAUCUUGGAGAUGUAUCCUGAUGCUCCCCUCAUCAAGCGCAACGGCGAAGUCGAUGCCUGGGACAAUGCCGAAUUCCGCGAAGCCGUCAAAGCCACCGGCAAGAAACAGGUCAUCGUCGCCGGCAUCACGACCGACGUCUGCACGGCGUUUCUCGCCCUCUCCCUGCGUGCCGCAGGCUACUCCGUGUUCGCCAACAUUGAGGCUUCAGGCACGUACACGCCGCUCGUGCGCGACAUUGCCAACUCGCGCAUGCAGCAGGCGGGCGUGCAGCUGGUGAGCUUGUUCGCUAUUGUGUGCGACUUGAUGCGCGAUUGGAGGAAUACUCCUGGUGCCAAGGAGGUCCUGCCAUGGUUGGAUAGGUAUAUGCCGGUUUAUGGGUAUAUUGCUAGGGGUCAUGCCGCAGCGGUGGAGAAUGGGACAACUAUUCCUGGUGAGGCGGAACUGAUCUAG